This is a messenger RNA of Onthophagus taurus, 2392 nucleotides long. RefSeq names its product Carcinine transporter (gene CarT). The record is from RefSeq and is a predicted model, not a curated record. NCBI's taxonomy places the organism in Eukaryota, Metazoa, Arthropoda, Insecta, Coleoptera, Scarabaeidae. Gene Ontology annotation, molecular function: transmembrane transporter activity. Gene Ontology annotation, cellular component: membrane. Gene Ontology annotation, biological process: transmembrane transport.
UAUUUAGUCUUCCAUUGGCAAUCUUUAAUGUUCUGACAGCAGUGUGUAGUCUUCUACAAGUAAUAUCUAAUCUUAUGCCAUCAGAAUCUAGUCUUUUAUUGGCAGUAUCCAGUUUUCCAUUUGAGAACUGUACCCAAGACUCAGUUACUCCUUCGUUUGAGUCCGAAUCGUUUUGUGAUCGUGCUGCAUGGAAUGCAAGAAUGGAUAUGACAAUGGAAAUAUUCAUAACCUUUCCAAAAUGGACUCGAUGCAAAAAGAUGAAUUUCUAUUUACUUAACACAUUAACUGUAUUUCAUGAAAUCGCUUAAUAACUAUGUCAAAAAAUAUUUUCAUCGAUUGAGUUAUUUAUCUAAUCUAAAAUAAAGGUUCUUGAAAAAAUUAUAAUUAAAAAUGGGCUAAAAAGUUGGUCACUGGAGUAGUCGUGUGAAAAAACCUGUAGAUAAUCCCAUUACUAACUCGAGCUUACGUACGGCUUCUUAAUUUAAUGUGAUAUAGAAUCAAGCCUUUCAUUUGUAAAAAUGGAGUCUGAUGAAAGAGACAAGGAAUGUUUAGAUUUAGAUGACCUUUUACCUGAAGUUGGGGAAUUUGGAAAAUAUCAGAAAAUCAUGUUGUGGUUGGUUUGUUUACCGGCGUGUUUUCCGUGCGGAUUCGGCGCUUUUAAUCAACUUUUCAUGUCUGAAAUUCCGGAUCAUUGGUGUUACGUUCCAGAGUUACAAAAUUUCACUGUUCAAGAACGGAUUUAUUUGGCAAUACCAAAAACGAAUCAAUCUCACAGUAAAUGUCAAAAGUAUUUAGUUGAUUGGAAUGAAAUUUUAGAUGGUUUUGAAGACGUUUUUAGUAUCCCUAUUAAUGAAAGUUGGGAAAUUGGAAAUUGUAAUUCCGGGUGGGAAUAUAAUAAAACAGAGGUUUCUUCUAGCAUAGUAAUAGAUUUUGAUCUUGUUUGCGAUAAAGAUAUUUAUCCAACUUUGGGAUUGGUUGCGUUAAAUUUGGGGGGGCCUUUAGGAGUUUAUUGUUUCGGAAUCUUAAACGAUCGAAUCGGAAGAAAGAAAUCAUUCUUUUUAUGUUUAACAACUUUAAUUUUUGGUGGCAUUUUAACAGCCACGGCACAAAACUUUUGGUGGUGGGCGGGAAGCCGAGUUAUUGUUGGCCUCACAAUCCCGGCCAUUUAUCAAAUACCAUUUAUAAUAUCUUUAGAAUUAGUUGGUCCUAAUUAUCGCUCUUUCGUCACAGUUUUAACUUGCAUGUUUUACACGUUUGGAUUAAUGCUACUUUCGGGGGUAACUUAUUUAAUAAGAGAUUGGGUCCAACUUGCUUAUACAACAACUAUACCGUUCUUUUUGUACUAUAUUUAUUGGUUUUUCUUGCCGGAAAGUCCUCGUUGGUUGCUGGCUAGAGGAAAAUUCGUUGAAGCGUCAAAUAUUUUACAAACAUUAGCAAGAGUUAACAAUAAAGAUUUACCUGAAAGUUUUACUUACAAAUUAAAACAAAGAAUUUCAAGAGCUAAUGCAAGCGAAGAAUCUCUCUACACUAAACAACCUAAUAUUCAAUCUUUGUGUGGAACUCCGAAUAUGAGACUAAAAACGUGUUUGAUUACUCUAAAUUGGUUUGCUAAUGAAACUGUUUAUGUUGGGUUAAGCUAUUAUGGACCAUCACUUGGAGAUAAUCAGUAUUUAAGUUUUUUGUUGUCUUGCGUUGUUGAAAUUCCGAGUUAUUUCGCUUGUUGGAUCAUUAUGGAUCGAUGGGGGAGAAGAUGGCCUCUUUGUCUCUGCAUGAUUAUAAGCGGAGUUAGUUGUAUUGCUACAGUUUUAAUACCACCGGAAGAUCAUGUAACAACUUUAGUAUUAUUUUUAAUUUCAAAAUCAGCAAUUUCAGCUUCGUUUCUUAUCAUUUAUCCUUUCGCUGGGGAAUUAUAUCCAACUCAAUUAAGAGGAAUUGGAAUAGGAACUUCUGCUUAUAUUGGAGGUUUAGGUUUGAUUGUAAUCCCAUUCAUAACAUAUUUAGGAUCUGAAAUGUUAAUUUUGCCGUUAAUAAUCAUGGGAAUUUUAUCGGUUAUUGGAGGAUUAUCAGGGUUACGGCUCCCAGAAACUCUUCAUUAUAAACUUCCUCAAACUGCUGAAGAAGGAGAAGAGUUUGGAAAAGAUUUUACAGUUGAAGAUUGUUGUAGAUGCAUUCCUUUGAGACCAGAAUAUCCAAAAUCUUGUUCCUAUGAAGCUUUAGAAUUACAUACUUUAAAAGAAGAUGAUGAAACGGAUCUAGUUAGGAAAGUUUCUAUAAAAAGAUUGGCUCGACAAAGCAGUGUUAUGGACACCCCAAAAGAUGUUGAUGGUACAAUGAAAAUGACUUAUUGGUUUUAAUUUAAUUAUAAAUUUAAAAAUAAAUAAAUAAUCGUUAA